GCGAGAGACAAAAGCUCGGACGCGGAAGAAGAAAGCAUAGCAAGUUACAAAAUCAAUGGCGUCGUCGUCAGCUCUUCGGGAGCUUCAGCGCGAAUUGGAGGCCAAAGCUAACGAUCUCAGCAAAAUCCAAAAAGAUAUUUCAAAGAACCACCAAGUGAGGAAGAAGUACACUAUACAGCUCGGCGAGAACGAGCUCGUCCUCAAGGAAUUGGAUCUCCUCAGCGAAGACGCCAAUGUUUUCAAGUUGAUAGGUCCGGUUCUUGUGAAGCAGGAUUUGGCAGAGGCUAGGGCCAAUGUGCGAAAGAGAAUCGAAUACAUCUCAGCGGAACUGAAGCGUCUGGAUACUACUCUUCAAGAUUUGGAAGAGAAGCAAAAUAGCAAGAAAGAAACGAUUUUAAAAUUACAGCAGAGGGCUCAAGCACUCCAGGCUGGAAAAGCGAAGGCAUAAUCGUCGUAGUUGGGUUUCGUUCGUCAGAUGUAUUCUAAGAGUUUCUGUUGAUGUUUCGUUCUUGUUUGUUCAAAGAUACAGUGCCAAUCAUAAACGCUUUUUCGUUCUUGUUUGUUCUCAAUUGGUUUACCUGUGUCAUACACAUGUAUGGAUGCAGUGGUGGAUCCAGGGGUCACAUGUAAAAGUCCACAAACAUUUCUUAGACACAUAAUAACCAUAAAAAUUAAAUCAUA
This is a messenger RNA of Pyrus x bretschneideri (Chinese white pear), 681 nucleotides long. RefSeq names its product prefoldin subunit 6. The record is from RefSeq and is a predicted model, not a curated record. The transcript has 5 exons. Gene Ontology annotation, molecular function: protein-folding chaperone binding. Gene Ontology annotation, biological process: chaperone-mediated protein complex assembly; protein folding. Lineage: Eukaryota; Viridiplantae; Streptophyta; Magnoliopsida; Rosales; Rosaceae. The coding region runs from base 56 to 448 and encodes 130 amino acids. Gene Ontology annotation, cellular component: cytoplasm; prefoldin complex.